GCCCUUAUCAUCAAUAUCCAACUUGCCGGAUUUGGCUGUUCGGAGUGACGUCGACCGGUAAAUGGCGGUGAUAUCAAUGGCCGGUGAUUAAUUUUUUUUAUGGGCAUUUUCCUGCCUACUGAUGGAGUACACAUAUCCACUCUUUCCCCAUACCUGUGCUGUUCACACAGCCCAUUCCUGAUACAGACAUCAUGUCCCCGCCGGCGAUCAUUGCCCCGUCCAUCCUGAGCGCGGAUUUCGCGACUCUAGGAAGCGAAUGCUCAACGAAGAUGGCCCAGGGCUCAGACUGGCUCCAUGUCGACAUUAUGGACGGCCACUUCGUCCCAAACAUCACCUUCGGAGCUCCCGUUGUCACCAAGAUCCGGUCUCACGUCGACCGUCCAACCCAGCCCCAUGGCCGGGGUACCUUUGACUGCCAUAUGAUGAUCAUGGAGCCACAUAAAUGGGUCAAAGAGUUCAAGAAUGCCGGAUGCGACCUCUACUGUUUCCACUACGAAGCCGCCGUAGCUUCCGUCGCAGCCACCGAGCCCGCCGACUCGACAACCACUCGCAAGACGAGCCCGAAGGAAUUAAUCCGUUACAUCCACGAGGAGGGCAUGCAAGCCGGUAUUGCUAUUAAGCCAGACACACCGGUGGACGUUCUGUGGGACAUCCUUGAGAGUGAAGACGAAAAAGAACGCCCAGAUAUGGUCCUAGUCAUGACCGUGUACCCGGGCUUUGGCGGCCAGAAAUUCAUGGCCUCCGAGCUGCCCAAGGUGCAGGCUCUCCGUGAGCGAUACCCUAAUUUGAACAUCGAGGUUGAUGGCGGACUGGGGCUCGGGACGGUGGACCAGGCCGCUGAAGCUGGAGCCAAUGUGAUUGUCGCUGGUUCGGCGGUUUUUGGCGCCCAGGAUCCUGCCGACGUCAUCGCAAAGCUUCGCGAAGCUGUUAACAAACGCCAAAAGCUUUAAGAAUAUUAUUUCUUACUACAUAUUCCAUGUGACACGAUAGUUUAAUCGCGCAUAGCCCAUAAUGGUUACCCUUCUUUUCUUUUUCUUUCAAAACCCCCCCCCCUCUUUUUCUUCCGACUUUUACUUUUUUACCUCGCUUUCGGAGGCUUUUAUUGAUCCCAGUCUUCGUCUUGGCUUUA
Aspergillus pseudotamarii is the source of this 1129-nucleotide messenger RNA. RefSeq names its product ribulose-phosphate 3-epimerase RPE1. Gene Ontology annotation, cellular component: cytosol. Gene Ontology annotation, biological process: pentose-phosphate shunt; carbohydrate metabolic process; pentose-phosphate shunt, non-oxidative branch. The record is from RefSeq and is a predicted model, not a curated record. Gene Ontology annotation, molecular function: D-ribulose-phosphate 3-epimerase activity; metal ion binding. The coding region runs from base 192 to 950 and encodes 252 amino acids. NCBI's taxonomy places the organism in Eukaryota, Fungi, Ascomycota, Eurotiomycetes, Eurotiales, Aspergillaceae. The transcript has 4 exons.